Molecule: messenger RNA, 1207 nt
Organism: Schistocerca gregaria
Lineage: Eukaryota; Metazoa; Arthropoda; Insecta; Orthoptera; Acrididae
Gene: Tgt
Product: queuine tRNA-ribosyltransferase catalytic subunit
Exons: 8
Coding region: 1-1194 (397 amino acids)
Cellular component (GO): cytosol
Molecular function (GO): tRNA-guanosine(34) queuine transglycosylase activity
Source: RefSeq, a predicted model, not a curated record
AUGUCAACAUGUGGCACAAGCAAGCCGGCGCUGUCUUUCAACGUACUUGCAAAAUGUGAAAAGUCAAAGGCACGGACAAGUAUAAUGAGUUUACCACACUAUGACGUUGAAACACCAGUCUUUAUGCCGGUCGGAACGCAGGGCACACUGAAAGGAUUGCUGCCAGAUCAACUGGAAAAGCUUGAUUGCCAGAUUAUCCUUGGAAAUACUUACCAUCUUGGUACAAGACCGGGUCCAGAUGUUAUUAAAAAAGCAGGAGGCCUGCAUAAAUUUAUGGGCUGGAAGAGGGCCUUGUUGACAGAUUCUGGUGGAUUCCAGAUGGUCUCACUGUUGAAACUCGCUGAAAUCACUGAAGAAGGCGUAAAAUUCAGGUCUCCAUACAAUGACUCAGAAGUUAUGCUCUCACCAGAGAAUUCCAUUCACAUACAAAAUGCAAUUGGAGCUGAUAUCAUUAUGCAGUUGGAUGACGUUGUGAAGACAACAACAACUGGACCUCGUGUAGAAGAAGCUAUGCAUCGGACUACAAGAUGGCUUGAUAGAUGUCUGAAAGCUCAUAAGAAUCCAGAUAGCCAAAAUAUAUUUCCUAUUGUACAGGGUGGUUUAGAUCCUGAUCUGCGCAGUGAAAGUGCUAAGCAGCUCAUCCAACGUGAUGUUCGUGGAUUUGCAGUUGGAGGUUUAAGUGGAGGUGAAAGCAAGGAUGAAUUUUGGAAUAUGGUUCAUUUGUCAACAAACAUAUUACCUGAAGAUAAGCCUCGGUAUUUGAUGGGUGUUGGAUUUGCUGCAGAUCUUGUAAUUUGCUGUGCGCUUGGCAUAGAUAUGUUUGAUUGUGUGUUUCCGACAAGAACUGCAAGAUUUGGAUGUGCUCUUGUGAACACUGGGCAGCUGAACUUGAAACAGAAGAACUACAAAACUGAUUACAGACCUAUAGAUGAAAACUGCAACUGUUCAACAUGUCAACGAUAUUCUAGAGCAUACCUUCAUUCCAUUGUUACUGUUGAAACAGUUGCUUGCCACCUCCUUACAGUGCAUAAUAUUUGCUUUCAAAUGCAAUUAAUGAAGUCAAUUAGAGAAAGUAUAAAAGAAAAGAAAUUCCCAUUGUUUGUGAAGAACUUCUUCAAGACGCUGUAUUCGUCUGGGACUUACCCAAAAUGGAUAAUAGAUGCUCUUUCAGCUGUUAACAUAGAGCUUGACUGAAGUGUGCUGAUUU